Brassica oleracea var. oleracea is the source of this 1240-nucleotide messenger RNA. Its product is annotated as ethylene-responsive transcription factor CRF6-like. The record is from RefSeq and is a predicted model, not a curated record. NCBI's taxonomy places the organism in Eukaryota, Viridiplantae, Streptophyta, Magnoliopsida, Brassicales, Brassicaceae. The coding region runs from base 168 to 1031 and encodes 287 amino acids. Gene Ontology annotation, biological process: regulation of DNA-templated transcription. Gene Ontology annotation, molecular function: DNA binding; DNA-binding transcription factor activity. The transcript has a single exon.
GGAGAAUAUGGAAAUAAUAAAUGUUCCUAAUAAACGGCAAUUCUUCCCUUCUUUGACAUUUUGACUCAUCUCUUUUCUUUCUCUCUACGAUUCAUCACAGUUAAAAAAAAAAUCAUCUUUAGUUUCUCUCUCUCUUUUGGUGGAUUAUUACAGAGCGAGAGAGAGAGAUGGAAAGAGGAUCAAGAAGAGUAAAGUUCACGGAACACUGUACGGUCAAACCCGUGCCAGCUAAACCAUCCAACGGCUCUCCGAGAGUGGUCCGAAUCUCUUUCACCGACCCUUUCGCCACUGACUCAUCAUCUAGCGACGACGAGGAAGACGACAAGGCUUGUCCGACUCCGAGAGUGAAACGAUACGUGGAGGAGAUUAGAUUCGGUGAAACCAAACCCCCGAGAAAAGCAGCUAGAUGCAAGGCGGAGAAGAAAGGCGGCGGCGAGAGAAAGGCUAAGGCUGACGUGUCAGCGAAUCCUAUAAAGUACAGAGGCGUGAGGCAGAGGCGGUGGGGAUCCUUCGCGGCGGAGAUAAGGGAUUCGUCGACGCGUACUCGGAUUUGGUUAGGGACUUUCGCCACGGCGGAGGAAGCCGCCGUUGCUUACGAUCGAGCCGCGAUUCGUCUCAAGGGUCACAACGCUCUGACUAAUUUUCUGACUCCUCCUUCGCCGGAGGAAACGCCGGUUAUCGAUCUGAAAACGGUUAACGGGUGUGAUUCGGGGAGCCAGAGCCUCUGUUCUCCGACGUCUGUUCUUCGGUUCAACGUCAAAGAGGAAACGGAGUUGGAGACGGCGGAGGUGAAGCCUGACGUGGCGGGUUUGUUCCCGGAUCCGUAUUCGUUGCCGGAGUUGUCUCUCGCCGGCGAGUAUUUCUGGGAUUCUGAGUUUCCUCCGGCGCCGUUGUUUGUGGACGAAAUCGAAAUCCAUAAACCUGUUCCGAACCGGAGAGAAGAUGACGAACCGGAAGAGUUCUCGUUCCAUUUGAGUGGAGAUUUCGAUGCAACUCCAUGGGAUGUCGACAAUUUCUUCGAGCUUGAUUAAUUAAAAAAUCGAUUUUUACUGGUUCUGAGAUUUUUGUGACGAUGAUGAAGACGUGGACGCAUCUAGGCCGUGUGCUUGCUUUUUUCGUUCAUUGACGUGGACUGUUCUGAUCGGCUGGACGCUGGAGCGCGAGAAUAGCUCCGUUUAAUUUUAACUGUGGCUGGUUACCAAGUACAUUAUCUAUUCUAUUAAAAUAGCACCGUCACCCA